UGUCUUCCCUCUGCAUUAAAUCUUCUUCACAUUUGCACCUUCUACCACACUUCUCAUAUGGGAGAGCCUUCUCAUUCUUCUGCAUCUUACAUUCACAUGGUCCAGCACCUCAUUGAAAAGUGUUUGAUCUUUCACAUGUCUAAGGAAGAAUGCAUGGAUGCUCUCUCCAAGCAUGCAAACAUCAAGCCUGUCAUAACAUCCACUGUGUGGAAUGAGCUAGAGAAAGAAAACAAGGAAUUUUUUGAGGAGUAUGCCAAAGCUAAGAGCAAAGAGGACCGAAUGUCGGAGGAAGAGACAAACCAAAUGAUACAGAAGAUGAUAUCAGAUUCCACUAAAGGUGCUGCCAAUGACUAAGCUGUAGCCAUUGAAAAUGAUCUCACCUUUCUCUCUGUUCUCCUUAGCUUCACCACCAUGCAUGCAUAAGUGGUCCCUUCAACUUUCGAAUGCACUUGCUAAAUAAACAUAUGCUGUAUGUAAUCAAAAAUGGGGUUCUCACAUACGGAAUAAGCACGGAUCUAUAGUGCAGUGUGGUCCUUCCUCUCCCUACUAUCUUUUGUGGACAACGAUAGUUUCAUAUUCACUUGCUUUUGACCAUCAUUUUAAUAAUAUAUUUCUACUAAUCAA
Molecule: messenger RNA, 624 nt
Organism: Vigna radiata var. radiata (mung bean)
Lineage: Eukaryota; Viridiplantae; Streptophyta; Magnoliopsida; Fabales; Fabaceae
Exons: 3
Coding region: 58-354 (98 amino acids)
Source: RefSeq, a predicted model, not a curated record